Chenopodium quinoa (quinoa) is the source of this 1170-nucleotide messenger RNA. RefSeq lists its product as uncharacterized. The transcript is spliced from 6 exons. Lineage: Eukaryota; Viridiplantae; Streptophyta; Magnoliopsida; Caryophyllales; Amaranthaceae. Bases 1 to 1170 code for a protein of 389 amino acids. The record is from RefSeq and is a predicted model, not a curated record.
AUGGCAAUGGCUUAUAAGAAGCGUCAACAGAAACUUGAGCCCAUUUCAUUAGCAAUAGAUACAAAUGACGUUGCAGUGCAGCAACCUACUGAAACUGCACUGGGGCUCUCAAGUAGGAGUGACACUCAUUUUGAAAAUGAGAUAGAUGGAAUUGAAAAGUCAAGAAGAGGUCCCACUAUGUGUUAUAAAGUCCAUGGAAGAACUGAAGAUGAACGCUUGGAAAUUACUUUGAAUGAGCAUGGUCAACCUGUUGGUCCGGACGAUGAUACAUGCAAUGAGUUUAUUAGCUUCUUGGGAACAAUAGCUCGAAAGGCAAAUGUAUUACCAUUAACUAUUCCUAAGUGGCCAAAGUUAAGAAAUGAAAAGCAAGAUGAACUUUGGGGAUAUGUCACAAAACAUUACAUUGUCCCAAUUGAGGCUAAAAGAUGGGUUUUGCAAGCCAUUGGCGCUACUUGGAGACGAUACAAAUGUUAUUUGAAAAGAGUACACUUUCAUAAAUAUGACAAUGAUAAAAUGAGGUUGAUGGAUCCACCAAAACAGGUCCCAAAAACAAUGUUCAAGGAAUUGUUAAAGAUUUGGAAUGAUGAAAAAUAUGAGAAACGAUGUAUGCAAAAUAAAGCAAAUCGGUUAGUUGGAAAGGAAAAGAACAUUAUGCAUACUUCUGGACCAAAGAGUUUUGCUAGGGUUCGAUAUAAAUGGAAAAAGGAUAGAAAAACAACACAAAAUCCUACUCUAGCUCAAAUGUUCAUAGAAACACGCAAGGAAAAGCUCACAAAGCGGAAGCCCGGUGAUCUAAGGGACAAAUUGAUUAAUGAACUUCAAGAUUCAGAGAAGGAUGUUGAUAGUGUAAUUUCCACUAUUAUUGAUUCUGAUAACAAGAAAAAGUCUCAGAUAAACCUUUAUGGAAGGGGUGUUUCAUCAACUCAGUUAAAGAAGAAAUCUUUGAUGAAGGAAGUUGAAGAGAAGCAUGCUCGGGAGGUUGAAGCUCUACAAAAAGAUUAUGAGGAUAAAAGGCAACAAGAUAGAAGGGAGAUGGCAAAUGGUCUUAGCUCCUUCUUUUCUCAACUUCAGCAACAAAAUCCUCAAAUGUCUUUUGAUCUAAGCAUGUUUGGCUCUUUGUUUCUUGAGAGUCAAUCUGAGAAGGAUGGUAAUACAACAGGAAUGCUUUGA